CUCGUUGCCGUGGCGACCGCAGUUUGCCGGGGCCUGCGCUCCAUCAGCCGGGCCUGGCCUACCUGAGCGCGGGUGGCCGGGCAUGGAGUACACCGGCAGCUACUACCGAGGGGAGCGCGUCAAUGGCAGGUUGGAGGGCAAGGGCUCUUACACCCUCCCAACAGAAACGAAGUAUGUAGGCGAAAUGAAAGAUGGGAUGUUUCACGGCAAAGGUGUUUUGCACUUCCCUGGAGGAAGCAAAUAUGAAGGGACUUGGGAAAAUGGAAUAUCCAUAGAGGGGAAAUAUACUUUUGCAGAUGGACUGGAGUAUGAAGACAACAAAUGGCAUUAUUGUGAUGGCUAUGACAGAAGGUUUUAUACAGAGAUCUGCAAAGGCCUGAAGCCAGCAGGCAUUUCCCAGCUUACAAACCUGGAUCCUCCUCGGGUCAUCCCACCAGGCUGCUACGACUGUGGUGACGGCUUCUAUAACCCCAAAACCAGAGUGGUUGUUGAUUACCACCUCCGGUUUCUGAGGAAUGCAGAUCAUGUGUGCAGGAAUAUCAGACUCAGUGGAAGGCAAGUCUGGCCCAAAACAUUUUGGCACCUGAGGUGAACCACAAAAUGGCAU
This is a messenger RNA of Lacerta agilis (Sand lizard), 607 nucleotides long. RefSeq names its product MORN repeat containing 5 (gene MORN5). The transcript has 5 exons. Lineage: Eukaryota; Metazoa; Chordata; Lepidosauria; Squamata; Lacertidae. Bases 83 to 592 code for a protein of 169 amino acids. The record is from RefSeq and is a predicted model, not a curated record.